AGCGAUUCACUCGGGGAGAGGAGAGGACAGGCUGCAGCACGCCGCCGUUAACCUAACAAACCGAGCAAGCCACACCUAUUCCGCGUCGCAUUCCUCUACAGACCAGCGAGGCGCAGACACCCACAGCCCACAGCGCGAAAUAGAUAUCGAUGGCAGAGGAGGUGAAAGAGAUCCCUGCAGCUCAGAUGUUGGCUGCAGUCUCACAGGUUGGCACAGCGCCCCCUGCUGUCAACAUCCCAGCGCGGCAACCCAGCCCCCUCUGCCUGCCUCCACAGGACCCGACCACGGAGGAGGGCACCCUGCCUUACCCUCGCUCCCCCCGGCUGUCCCGAAAAGCCAAGCAGCCAGCAACACUGUCCCGGGAAGCGCUGUCCAGGCACUUGGAGGAGUUGCAGGCGGAAAGAUCCGGAACGGAGGCCCAUUUACAGUCUCUGAAGAAAAGGAGCGAUGACUUAUCGCGGAGCGCGGAGGCCAUGAAGCAGCAGAUUGGGGAGCGCUUUGAGAUCAUGCGGCAGGCCCUGCAGCGGGAGGAGCAGGCGGCCGUGGACUGGGUCGAACAGGACCGCAGGGAGGCCAGCGGCCGCCUCAACCGGGUCCUGAAGGACUGGACGCAGCACCUGAACCAGGUCCAGAAGAACAUCGUCUGCGCGAAGAGGGCCUUGGAGCAGGCCGGGAAGGAGGGACCUCAGGAGUACACUGGGGAUCUAAGCUGCCGUAAAAAGGAGGACGCGGCACAGGAGGGGAUCAAAAUGAGUGAAGGCAGGUUCCAGAGGCUGCUGAAAGCGCUACGCAACAUUUCAAAGGACCUCCAAGCCCAGCUCCAGCGAAGGAACUUCCUGCUGGACUCCGUGGCGGUGCAGAUAGACAGACAGGCCUGUAACAGACACAUCGCGCUGGGGCGGGACCAGAGGCUGAUGUACUUCACCAGCGAGCCCCGGGCGGGCCCGGAGCUCCCCCUGCAGUUCGACCGGGUGUGCUGCGCCCUGGGCUCGGUCGGCAUGGCGACGGGGAGGCACUACUGGGAGGUGGACGUGGGGUGCUGCUCGGCAUGGGCGGUGGGCGCCACCUACGCCUGCAUCGAGCGCAAGGGCGUGGAGAAGGGCGCCAAGCUGGGCCGCAACCGCCACUCGUGGUGCGUGGAGCUGCGGGAGGGGCGCCUCUCCGCCUGGCACAACGACCACCACGUGGCCUGCCGGGUCGGCGGCCGCAAGCCCCUGCGGAGGGUGGGCGUGCUGCUGGACUACCAGAGGGGCCGGCUGGCCUUCCACGACGCGCGCACCAUGAAGCAGCUGCAGGAGUUCUCCGCCGUGCUCACGCCCGUGUUCGACCGCAUGCACCACCAGUUCAUGGAGCCCGUCUUCCCCGCCUUCCGCUUCUUCAGGCCCGACGCCGGCCAGCUCGGGCCCAGUCACAUGGAGGUCUGCGACCUGCACCUUUAAGAGCCGUCCCGGAGCCAAAAUGGCUUCCACCGUGCUACUCUGUGUCUGAUGUACCGAUGGCACUUAUUUGAAGAAAUUCGGUAAAAAAAAUGUCUGCUUUGGCCAAACAUUCCGAGGGCAAACCUGCCAGGGCACUAGACGUCUUCCAACAGAGUGGGGUUAUAUUUUAAUAGCGUUUUUACAUAUUUAUUUUUCAGUUAGGAGGGAGUGGAUCAAAUGUGUGAUGUUAAUGUUUACUGAAAAACACAAUAACUUUUUCUUUUUUUUACUACAGUUCAGUGACACUGGGCCUUUAUACUGUUGCAAGUGCAGUUCUAAAUUCCAGAUUUAAGCAAACCAAACCUACAGUAUGCUCACUUAGUAAUUAGGUAACUAUGAAACUGUUAUUACUCUUAAUACUAUUAUGCUACUAGUAACGUAAUGACAGUAUCAGCAAAGGCAAGCAGUGGUCUGAGGUAUAAAAGCAGGGGUGCAUUCAGGAUGGAUGUUUAUGCCUUUCCAGCUUGACUGCCACAUUUACUCUGGAAGGUUCCAAGUCUUACGCAACAAAUCUUUGAAAUAUGCUUGCUUCCUUUUGGUGCGAAUGCCAAGGGUGUAACCAGAAGCAGAGAAUGCUGCAUUUAAUCCUGUAUGAUGCAAGCUUGCCCUAUCAGCAGCCAUAGUAACAGUGGUCUGCAGUCAAGACAUCGAACAUCGACAUAGUCAGAAUUUUGCUCUGAAUGUUGUGUAUGUGUGUGUGUGUGUGUGUGGGUGUGUGAGUGAGUGAGUGAGUGAGUGAGUGAGAGUGAGAGA
This is a messenger RNA of Conger conger (European conger), 2231 nucleotides long. RefSeq names its product tripartite motif-containing protein 14. Bases 150 to 1439 code for a protein of 429 amino acids. Gene Ontology annotation, molecular function: protein binding. The transcript has 7 exons. NCBI's taxonomy places the organism in Eukaryota, Metazoa, Chordata, Actinopteri, Anguilliformes, Congridae. The record is from RefSeq and is a predicted model, not a curated record.